Molecule: messenger RNA, 874 nt
Organism: Solanum tuberosum (potato)
Lineage: Eukaryota; Viridiplantae; Streptophyta; Magnoliopsida; Solanales; Solanaceae
Exons: 1
Coding region: 281-874 (197 amino acids)
Molecular function (GO): nucleic acid binding; RNA-DNA hybrid ribonuclease activity
Source: RefSeq, a predicted model, not a curated record
AUUGGAAAAUGUAUUUUGAAUGUAUUAUCGGUCAACCACAUGAUUUCUAGGAGAAUGAGGCAUAUGUGUGGAGUGUGUAAGGGUUGUGAACUUGAGAAUGAAACGAUUGAUCACAUGUUGUUUAGGGUGUCCUAGUGCCCAAUUAGUUUGAAAAUUUUGCCCCAUUAAUUGGCCUAGUUUAGAAAAUACUGUGGAUUUUGCUGGAUGGUGGAAUGAUCUUUUUACUAAUGCUAAAAAAUACCCUGAGUCUAUUGAGCUUAUAAAAUUAAGUAUUUCUAUUAUGUGGCAAAUUUGGAAGGCUAGAAAUUCAAAGAGUUUCAAUGGAGAAAUUUAUGAUCCUAAUGAUAUUGUUAACAAAGCUCUUUUUGAUUUCCAUGAAUAUGAAAGCAAUUUGAUUCCUUCAUUUUCCCCUAUAGUUAUACCUGCUUGUAAUGAUGAUAGAAAUAUAACUAUGGCACAAGAUGGUAUUGUUGUGUUUGCAGAUGCUAGUGUACAUAAGGAAAAGAAGACGGCAAGCAUUGGUGUGGUGGCUUUGGAUAGCUAUGGUAACCUGCUUCAUGCCUUUGGCUCCCCAAUUCAAUAUGUUGGGAAAGUCAUCACUGCUGAAGCAAUUGCAAUUCGUAUGGCGCUGGAGAAUGCUAGAGAAAAGGGGUGGACAAAGGUGCAAAUCUUAUCAGAUGCAAAAAAAAAUGUGGUAGAUUUGGUACUACAAAGAACUAUAGUCUCAUGGGAGAUAGAGACUACUUGUGAAGACAUUUGGAACCUUAUGAAGUGCUUUGAGGUGGUCGCUGUGAACCAUAUUCCAAGGUCUUGGAAUUUAGUGGCACAUAAUUUAGCAAAAUUUUCUAUUUCAUUAGUACGCAAAGUUGUUUAG